AUGGAUUUUUCUCCAGUUAAUGUUGCCAUCCGCUUUGAGUACCAGUGCUUCUGGAACGUGCACGUUCUCAAUGCGCUCCUACACACGCUGUACCCACGUCAAGGAAUCUACUUCGCCAAGGCCACGCCGACGCACGGCGUUGGCUUCGGCAGCAUUAGCAGCAACGGAGGAGGCGGCAACGUGCAGGGCCCGCAGCUGACGAGCGAGCUGCCGUCGCGGCUGCUCUUCUCCAACUCGUCCGGCGGCAGCCUGCCGUGCUCGGCCACGGGGCAGCCGGCGCCGACGAUUCGCUGGCUCACCGAGGACGGAGACGAGGCGGCCGACGUGCCCCGGCUGAGGCACGUGCGCCAGGGCGACGGCUCCCUGGUGUUCCUGCCCUUCCGCGCCGACCAGUUCCGCCGGGACGUGCACGAGGCCCGCUACCGGUGCUCGGCCAGCAACGCCAUCGGCACGGUGGUCAGCCCGCAGGUCCACGUCACCGCUGUGCUGGACACCAACUAUGAGAUACGCUUUUCGGACCGGCACGUUCUCUCGGGCAACUCCGUACUCCUGCAGUGUCCAAUUCCCAGUCAUCUAGCCGACCACGUGUUCGUGACGUCGUGGCAGAGGGUCGACGGCUACGUCAUCACUAAGAACACUCAAGGAGACGACUACUUGGUUACGAGUGAUGGUCAGCUGUACAUCCGCGAGGCCCGGGAUGCCGAGGAGCUGCUGCGAUACCGAUGCCACACCGAAAACACGCUCACCCGCAGGAAGAAGACCAGCAUGAACUUUGUACGCCUGCUUCUCAGAGAGCCAGUGGCAAUGCAAAUGCCAUCCAUCGUCCACCGCAGUAGCCGGGUGCUCAGUGAUCCGGACCUCCCGGCGGAGUUGGUGUGCGCAGCCGAGGGAUUCCCCGUGCCAUCUUAUAGCUGGUACAAGCGCGACGGCCAGCGGAUGAUGCCGCUGGAAUCCGGGCCCCGCGUCCGCCAGGUGGCCGGCGUUCUGCAGUUUCGCGAGGUGGAGUUCAGCGACGGGGGCAAUUACGUCUGCGUCGUGUCCAACAGCGUCGGCGACGCACAGGCUGAUCUCGAGCUCGUCGUCACUCCCAAGCCGUGGGUGACGGUGACCCCCGCGAACGUGCGGGCCGAGGUGGGCCACGCGGCGGCGUUUCGGUGCAACGCCUCCGGCCUGGACUGGGGCGCGGUGGACGAGACGAGCCUCGAGUGGCGCCACGACGGACGCCGCGUGACGCCCGCAGCGCAGCAGGCGGCGGCGAUGGGCCGCUCGCGUGCGCUGCACCUGGCUUCGAUCCGGCGCCAGGACCAAGGGAUGUACCAGUGCUUCGUGCGGCUGUCGCCGAGGCGAACCAUACAGGCGGCGGCGGAGCUCAUUGUUGGCGAUCAAGCUCCCAGGUUCAAAUCAACUUUCGACGAGGUCACCGUGCGGCCGGGCAAGGCUGUCUCUCUGCGUUGUGUGGCGCUGGGUGACCCACCUCCACGCAUCACUUGGUCGUUGGACGGCGUAUGGCCCAUCGACAGCCGCCACGGCCGUGUCCGAGUACGAGCUGCCGGUCCAGAUGCCAGUUCUGGCGCAGUCGGAGCCGAGGUGUCCAGCACGCUGUCUAUAUCAUCGGCUGAAAUCAAGGACGGCGGCUCUUACGUGUGUGAGGCGUCCAACUACGCAGGCGUGGCGUCGCACUCGGCACGAAUCAACGUGUACGGACCGAUUUUCGUUCGAGCGCUGGGAAACCUCUCGGCGCUGGCCGGUGGCACAUUCUCGGUGCAGUGCCCGUUCGGCGGAUACCCGUACGGGAACAUAGACUGGGACAAAGAUGGCCGGCGGCUGCCGCUGAACCAGCGCCAGAUGGUAUAUCCUAACGGGACGCUACAAAUCCAGAAUAUUGACCACGAGCAUGACCAGGGCCAGUACACGUGCACCGUGCAUGGACCAGACUCCCAGGUCCUCCAUCGGACAACAUCGCUGCUUGUGCGCACCGGGCCACAGAUAACGCCAUUUGGCUUCCAGGCCAACCUGCACGAGGGGAUGCGGGCGGGUCUCACGUGUCUAGUGCACGCGGGAGACCCUCCGAUCCGCAUCGAGUGGCUACGCGACGGGAAGCCGCUGGUGCCGGGCGCCUACCCGCUUCCCGAUGUGGCCGUUCUCUCGCCGGAAGGCGGCUUCGUGUCCACGCUGACUCUGCCACGCGUCUCGUCGCGCCUCAACGGAAACUACACGUGCCGGGCCGCGAACGAGUACGCGUCAGCCGAGCACUCCGCCGAGCUACUCGUUAAAGUGCCUCCUGCCUGGACUAUGGAGCCAAAUGACACGACUGCCGUGACAGGACGCUCAGUUUACGUCGACUGCCAGGCCAGCGGCGUGCCCCAGCCCCACAUUCGAUGGAAAAGCGCUGCAGAGCCUGUGAGUCCAGCGUCGCAGUUCCGCACCAUCAUCAGCAACUCGCGCAUCCACAUACUGGUCAACGGGACACUCAGCAUCCGCAGUGUGGAGCCCGGGGACGCGGGAUUGUAUCUCUGCGAGGCCUCGAACGGCGUGGGAUCCGGCAUCAGCCGCGUGCUGCAUCUUACUGUGCGAAGUGCCCCACGCUUUGCGAGCAAGUUCACGACCGUCUCCGUGCGCCGAGGCGAAAGCACCGAGGUGACCUGUCCGGCUCAGGGAGACUCACCGAUACGCUUCCACUGGCUCAAGAACAACCUCCCACUCAACGUGUUGAAAGAAAGGAGGUACUCCCGGAUGGAAGAUAGAAAUGGCGAGGUCACCGUCUCAAAGAUCAGCAUCCAUCAGGUGGAGAGGUCAGACAACGCUGUCUACACCUGCCAGGCGACCAAUGAGUUCGGCGAGGAUUCGACCAAUAUUCAACUUACCGUUCAAGACGUGCCGGACCCUCCGGGAGAUAUUGACGUCCGAGAAGUGGGUAGCCGCACAGCCCGGAUCACGUGGUCCACUCCAUUCACGGGAAACUCGGCCAUUACACAAUACGUGCUCCACUGGAAUACGAUCGAUGGCAUCUGGCAAGACACACUGUCGGUGUCCGGGCUAGAGACCAAGGCCACCGUGCGAGGUUUGCUGCCUACCACGAGCUACCAGCUGCGAGUUCGGGCUCACAACGCUCUUGGCAUCGGCGAGUACAGCGCACCCGUCGACUUCACCACGUCUAAAGAGCCUCCCCGGUUUCCACCGAAGAAUGUACAAGCCAUGGCGACGAAUACAAGGACAAUAUCUGUGUCAUUUGACAAUCCCCGCCGUUCGAGCGUGGGUGACGAGAUCGAAGGAUUCUACGUGGGCUACCGUGAGCUGUCCAGCUCGGAUGCGUUCACGUUCAAGACAUUUGAGGCAUCGCCGGCACUGCUGUCGGCUCCAGUAAGCCACGACGCCAGCAGAAUACCGGCUGAUGUGGGUGAAGCAGCUGGAGCAGCGGAGCCUGUGCCGCAUCGGUUGAGCUACGAACUUGGUGGCUUGCGCCGCUCCACGGAGUAUGUGGUCACGGCUCAGGCGUUCAACUCCAAGGGUGCUGGGCCGCAGUCGGAAGUGGUCAGGGUGCGAACACUUGACUUCGAUCCACCGAGCGCCCCGCACCUGCGCGUAGGCGGCACAACGGCGCGGUCCAUAUCCGUGAACUGGGAGAACGAGCAUCAUCAAGACAUCCCCAUAACAGGCUACUCGCUCUACUACAGGACGGAAGCAGGUGGCGAGUGGCACGAGGUGUCAGUGCCGCCUGACCGACGGGCCUUCACCUUGUCGGACCUGCGUUGCGGCACCGACUACCUGGUCUACAUCCGCGCCGCCAACCGCGCGGGGAAGGGACCCCAGGGAGAGACGCUCAGCGUGCGGACAAAUGGAGGGCGUCCUGUGGAGCCCGAUUCAAGCCGUCUGUUCGAAGUCAACUCGACGUUCGUGGUGCUGCAUCUUGACGCAUGGGAGAGCGGAGGAUGCCCAGUCUCCUACUUCGUGGUCCAGUAUCGGCCCGAAGUGCAUGCGUCUGCUCGCCCUUCUCCCUCCUCCUCCGACUGGACGCUGCACUCGAACAACGUAGUGCCACAGCAGCAACUCGUGCAGCUUGCAGACUUGGCGCCGGGCACGUGGUACACCCUGCUGAUGUCGGCCCACAACGAUGCUGGCUCGACGGAGGUGGAGCUCAGCUUCGCCACGCUAACGCUAGCUGGAGACGUUCCUUCCCGACGGUACGAGCUCGUGGACCCCCAGGUUGCCUUCUACAGGCAUUUGACGGUGACUGUGCCCAUCGUGAGCGCCAUCUUGGUGCUGGUGGUUGUUAUCGGCAUCGUCUUCUUCAUGCUGAGAAAACGGAACUACGACCCAAGGCAGCGCUUCAACGACGGCAUGGUGGUUGCCGAGUGCUGCGAUGGUAUUAAGGGUGACGUGAUGCUGGCCGUGUCCCGAGAAUCCCAGGCGAGGCAGCCCGUCUACUACCCAGCGCCGUACGCGACGCACACUAGGGGCGGUGCGGUGGCAAACGCUGCCUCUGGCCACUGCAACCACGUGACUGGUUCCAGGGCAGGUGGCGGGGCAGAUGACCCUAUGAGCCGGACAUACGAUGUGCCUUACCCCGUCAAGAGAUUAGAAAUGUGGGAACCAAGAACAGAGACUCUGGUGACGGGAAUGGAAGUCUACGAAAAAGCAGGCCGAGAAUCGAUCUACACAAGCUCGCCGUUUCACAUAUCAAAGAAGAAAGCCCAAAGGAAACCGUGGAGGGAAGAUGGUGACAGGAGUUCUGGAAGCGACGCCGACGCCGAGGACUUCCCGGGAGACGCCUGCAACGGUGCUUUUCCCGAGGCGCUGGUUGUACCUUCGGAAAAGGUUUCGUGUCGGGACAACCGCCUCUCAACGAAAGACACGACAACUUCUUUUCGCAGAAGUUUCGUGGGGACGGUACCCACGUGACCUUGGAGUCUUUGGCCUGCUGGCAGCUGGCAGAGACUGGCAAACGGGGGUGAUUCAAGGAGGAGUCAAACGAACAAGACGUUGCAUGUGCUGCGGAAGAUACUACCGGCCGGAGACGGAGCCUCUCUUCUUGGAAGAAAUAGAACUAACCAAUCAAUGUUCCGGGAUCUAGAAGCCUCGACGUACUUCUUGAAACCGGGACUACGACAGAACUUCACGCUGAAGUUAGUGUCGAAUAUCGAAACGAGCCGUUUACAGCGAGACAGGCAAAAUGGCUGUCCUCGUGCUUUAAGGCCUGGCCUGGCACUGAGCGAGGACUACGACAUCACAGAAUUUCGGCUCAUCAGCAUUCAAGGCAUCUUCUCCUGCACCAUAUUUUUCAAGCAAGGCUGUUUGCGGUCCACGUACUCCAAGUGACGUUACUAGCGUUCGAAAACUGCGAAGUGCAUCACACGGGGAAAAAAAAUUCACCGAUGUGGAGUUUCUCGGUCCUUUGCCCCCCAUGGGACGGGCAAUGUAGUUUCUGCAAGCGACGCCGGGGCAUACGGCACAAGGCGGAACAAAUGACUGCGACGCUGUGCUUCGAUCUGUGAGACUUUCCAAGGCGAGCUCGUUGUGUAAGCAUGUUCCGUGCCAGCAGUUGGUGCGAUCAAGAAGAUUAUUUUCGUACGUGUAACA
Molecule: messenger RNA, 5577 nt
Organism: Dermacentor albipictus
Lineage: Eukaryota; Metazoa; Arthropoda; Arachnida; Ixodida; Ixodidae
Source: RefSeq, a predicted model, not a curated record